AUGGCUGACACCAACCCCGCCAACUUCGCCAACCGCCCUACUGAGGAGGUCCGCGAGAUCGCUUCCAAAGGCGGCCAUGCUUCUGCCCAGCACACCGGCUCUUCUGCCGAGCAGGAGCGUAAUUCCGAUGGCACCUUUGCAGGCAUCGCGCACGGCGAGAACCACCCGCCGGGCCGCAACGCGGACGGCACGUUCGUCAAGAACAGCGAGGCUGCCAAGGAAGCUGGCCACAAGGGCGGCGUCACCCACUGA
Diplodia corticola is the source of this 252-nucleotide messenger RNA. RefSeq names its product stress-induced bacterial acidophilic repeat domain-containing protein. Bases 1 to 252 code for a protein of 83 amino acids. The transcript is spliced from 4 exons. The record is from RefSeq and is a predicted model, not a curated record. Lineage: Eukaryota; Fungi; Ascomycota; Dothideomycetes; Botryosphaeriales; Botryosphaeriaceae.